Pecten maximus is the source of this 715-nucleotide messenger RNA. RefSeq lists its product as uncharacterized. The record is from RefSeq and is a predicted model, not a curated record. The coding region runs from base 161 to 715 and encodes 184 amino acids. The transcript is spliced from 3 exons. NCBI's taxonomy places the organism in Eukaryota, Metazoa, Mollusca, Bivalvia, Pectinida, Pectinidae.
UUUAUGUAUAGCUUCCGCCUAAUAAAUGGAGCAUGGAUUGAAUUCUAGGGCUGGGUACCACAAUAAUAUUUGUACCACGGUGUCGGUAUUUCAUCAAGUACCACGGUAUACCACAAAGAGAAUAUUGAUGUAAAUUUUUGUUUCAUUUCUUCCAGGUGAAAUGGAAGUACCUGUCGGCCCUAUUUCUAACCUUGUUCCACCAAAGUACCACACUCACCUACAUAAGAGAAUAUUAAAUUCUCUUAUUGUGGCCAGUGAGAAGAGUGCAAAGAGGCUGCGAGAAAUAGCAGUAAAUGUUCCAGUUAUAGUUCAAGAAAAAACAACAGAGGUCUACUCACAUGUACUUCAAAAUUUGACAUCUUUGGGGCAACAAGCUGUAGCACAAAUUAAUCCAUGGAUUAUAAAUGUGUUGAUUGAUUGGGACAACUUUGAUAAAGUUAUUUGUAUUUCUCCCUUGCCAGGCACUGAUGAAACUUUCAACGAACAUGAAAACGAUGAUGAAAACAAUGAUGAUAAUGAAGACGACAAAUUCAAUCAUGCAGCAAUACUACCUGCUAUACCCUUUUCCAAUUCCCAUUCUGUUGAUACAGAUGAAAACUUCAGAUGGACAACCCAAUCUACAAAACUUCUCAUCAGCCAAUACAAAGAAAAUCAGCAAUCAUUUCUUAAGGCAGUAAAAAAAAUGGUGGUAUGGAAAAAAAUAGCAGAGAAAUAA